AGGUGAGGAAUAGCUUGGCCCGGGCUCGUCGUCUUGCGAAGGCUAGGAUCGAUAUAAGCCUUGCUGUCCACUGCUAGCAUGUCCCCGGGCCUUUAGCUUUAUAAAAAGAACUCUCCGUGAUACGAGGUAACGAGACGACCAGGAAAGCGCCCCGACACCUGCGUGCUCUCGACAUCGAGGAGUCGUGAGUAGCUUGGCCAAGGCCGCAUAUCCAGAUGCCUUUUAAUCCGUCAAAAUGGCAUUUCGAAAUCGACGGCUACCUUAAUCCUUGGGUCCCCUCUGCCCCAUGGAAGCAUCUGUCGCCUCUCGUCUCCCGCUUCAUGGGCCACAGGUCUGAGCACCAACGGCCGCUGGGGAAUCUCUUCAUGAUCUUCUGGGCGUUCAUCGGCGUCUUCUGCUCUUUGACCAUCAUCGAGGUCGUGGGCCGCGCGAUCCCCUCCUUCGAGGAGCGCGGCGCCCCCAUCAUCAUCGGUAGCUUUGGCGCGGCAGCGGUCCUUGAAUUCUACGUGAUCGAGUCGCCGCUCUCGCAGCCGCGCAACGCCGUGCUCGGGCAGUUCUUCGCGUCGCUCGUUGGCGUCGCAAUCAGCAAGCUAUUCGCGCUGGGACCGCAGUCGCGCGAGCUGACCUGGCUUGCGGGCUCGCUGAGUUGUGCGUGCGCGGUCGCCGUCAUGGCCCUUACCGGCACCGUACACCCGCCAGCAGGAGCCACGGCGCUGCUCGCCGUGGUCGAUAGCGGCGUCGCCGGCCUCGGUUGGUUCCUGCUGCCUAUCAUGCUCCUCGGCUGUGCCCUCAUGCAGGCCGUCGCUCUGCUCCUCAACAAUGUCCAGCGCCGUUUUCCCGUCUACUGGUGGACCCCGGCGGAGGUUGGGCAGCGCCUCUGCCUCUGCCGCCGAAAGCGGGCAGCUCACCACCAGCACGGCGAGGGAGGGCAGAGCGGCGAUGACGGCAGCGGUGGCGGUAGUGGUAAUGACAGCGGUAACGGCGAUGGCGGCGGGAACGGGGCUAAGCUCGAGAUCACCUCGACGCGCCACCUUGAGGAAGGGAGGACCAUCGUGGAAGAGUCCCGGCUGAUUGUAAGGCGGGGGGGCGUCUCUAUCCCCGAUGACUUGUAUCUGUCACCGGAGGAGAGGAUAUUUCUAGAGGAGCUUAGCGGGAGGAUAUGAGAAUAUAGGUACCUAGAUGGUUCUCGUGUGUGGGGUUCGGCGUAGUCUCGUUCAACGUCUGUCUUGAUUACCUGCCCCCUUUUCCGGCCUUCUUCCCC
Molecule: messenger RNA, 1261 nt
Organism: Durotheca rogersii
Lineage: Eukaryota; Fungi; Ascomycota; Sordariomycetes; Xylariales; Xylariaceae
Product: HPP family protein
Exons: 2
Coding region: 216-1163 (315 amino acids)
Source: RefSeq, a predicted model, not a curated record